Molecule: messenger RNA, 1641 nt
Organism: Guyanagaster necrorhizus
Lineage: Eukaryota; Fungi; Basidiomycota; Agaricomycetes; Agaricales; Physalacriaceae
Exons: 4
Coding region: 1-1641 (546 amino acids)
Source: RefSeq, a predicted model, not a curated record
AUGCUACCGAAGGCAGGUGCUUUCCUGUCCUUCCUGUCCAUGCUUUUGUAUGUUGUAGUUGCUGAUGAUGCCGGUUUGGACGCUGAUCCAUACUUGCAAUAUCGGCCAGCAUAUGCUCGCUCGCUUCCAAUUCAAAUCCUGCUCACCGGCAUCGUCUUGACCCUUGUCGCUGUCCUAUUUAUUCAUCUCAUAUUCACCGCCCAGUAUCAUUGGCCACUGGCCCCCGUCAACUAUGUCUUGCAAAUAUCCGGUGUCACUACCCUCCUUAUCUCCCUCAUUGCUACCCUCCAUGUUGUACUCUCUGCAACACUGGAAGAAAGUCAAAAAUGGCCAUAUAUGCUAUCCUAUAUCGCCGUCAAUGUCCCCCCGAUGGAUACGAGUGAGACGAGUAUAUGGACUAAGGCCGAGCUAGCAACAUGGCUAAUCAUGAACGCUGCAACGUCUGGACUCAUUCAGAUAACGCAUAUACAAUUCUUGACACUUUUAUAUCCUUCUCGACUGGAAGCAAGACUUAUCUUUUAUCUGCUGAGUGCGGCACAAUUGUCCUAUCUCAUUGACAUACCUUUGGCUGUGUUGGCUGCCGUCAUGCAGCUCACACCAAUAUCAGGCGGCCUUGGAGUAAUAGAUGUCGCCACGGCUAUUCGGAAUGUCUGCAACGCGACACUAUCUCUUUUGUUCACGGUUGCUCUUUUUGUCUGGGGUAUACUCGUGAAUCGCAAACAGGCCUGGCGUACGGAUGGCGGUACCGCGGCCUUUGGUUGUGCCGCUCUUUCACUGGCCCUCGUUAGUACAGCUCUCAAUUUUCUGUACAUUCCAAGGGAAGAAGAAUACGUCUGGCUUCCGGGUUUGAUGUGGGCGGUCGUGCUGUGGCAAAGUUUCUUAGGGUGGUGGUGGUGGGUUGGUGCAGGAACUGGAGCGAAUUAUGAUUUUCCACAACGGAGGGAGGGGAGACGGCAAAAGAAAAAACGAGCCUCGAAAGAGCAUCGAAAAGGAACCCGGGAGCGCGCGCAACUAGUAUGGCGCGGCGUUACGGGUGCUUUCGGUGUCCGACAAGAAGGAAUGGAGAUGACUUCAACAAUAGUUCGCCGCCGUUCGGUACCACAUGCUCCCGAUUCUCGUUCGAUGUCACCGGAGGCGCCUAGGUCUCUUUCGGAAGAUCGUCAUGCAACUUCAUCAUCUACCGCUUCGUUUACAUCAAACGGAACUCUUCCACGCAUUCUUCCUGCCGCAGUCUACCGCUGGUAUACACUGCUCCGACAAGCGCACGUAGCUGCUACUCGACAACAAGCCAUCGAACGCGCAGAUCGAAUACGAGAGCUUGAAGAGGCGGGUGCGCCGAACUUGGCUGACACAGGCUGGGGCCUGGGCAGUUUCGCUUGGAGAUCGGGAAGGGUUAGGCAGCAUGGACGUACGCAAGAGCGUGACAGGUAUCCCAGACGGAAUUCCCAGCAGGAACAAAACGAGGCCGCUUCUUGCCAAGAAACUGAUGUAACAUCGGUCGGGGAAGAUAGCCAUGACGAAGAGGAUCGUCCAGAUAAGACCUCAGAAACAAUGAAGCGUGAAGUGGUCCGUCAUCGUCAGUCAUUAUGGUGGUGGGGCCCUUUGGGUCGUUGGCGCCUUCAAGAUUCGACCGUCUAUUAA